Messenger RNA from Pelodiscus sinensis (Chinese soft-shelled turtle), 4554 nucleotides. Lineage: Eukaryota; Metazoa; Chordata; Testudines; Trionychidae. The record is from RefSeq and is a predicted model, not a curated record.
GAGAGGGAUUAAAGCCCACCCUACUGUGUUGGGUGGGAGUAAGGGGAGAAGAAGGGAAGAUGGCACUGCUGGAAGGUGGGAAAAUAGUGAGCCCCUUUCCAAGCAUUGUGAAGGGGUAGCCUGUUAAUUGUCUCAUGAGCUGAAUCUAUCAUUGAUGGGCAGCAUUAUCAUUGGCUCGGCAUGUGUUCUUUGUCUGCCACAGGAAUAUGCUUUGUGCAGUUAAAGCAGGUCCUGUAUAUUGUGUGUGUGUGUGUGUCUUUUUCUUUUCCCCUUCUGUUGCAGAGAGCCAACUGUUGCCUGGGAAUAACUUCACAAAUGAAUGCAACAUUCCUGGAAACUUCAUGUGCAGUAACGGGCGCUGUAUCCCAGGGGCCUGGCAGUGCGAUGGGCUGCCUGACUAUGAAAAUGGUUUCCCUGAUUAUGGCUUUCUCUGUGUUUCUUGUCUUGCAGCAAAAGCCAAAUCCAAAUGUGGCUCCACGUUUUUCCCCUGUUCUAGUGGGAUCCAUUGUAUCAUUGGCCGCUUCCGGUGCAACGGCUUUGAGGACUGUCCGGAUGGCAGCGAUGAAGAAAACUGUACAGCGAAUCCUUUGCUGUGCUCUACUGCCCGAUUCCAUUGCAAGAAUGGCCUUUGCAUCGAUAAAAGCUUUGUAUGCGACAGUCAAAAUAACUGCCAGGACAACAGUGAUGAAGAAAGCUGUGAAAGCCCUCAAGAGACUGGCAGCGGCCAAGAUUAUGUGACCUCGGAGAACCAGCUGCUCUAUUAUCCCAGCAUCACCUAUGCUAUAAUUGGCAGCUCAGUUAUCUUUGUGCUGGUGGUUGCUUUCCUCGCCUUGGUUUUGCACCACCAACGAAAACGCAACAACCUCAUGAGCCUGCCUGUGCAUCGGCUGCAGCACCCUGUCCUCCUGUCUCGACUGGUGGUCCUUGAUCAUCCACACCAUUGCAGUGUCACCUACAAUGUCAACAAUGGAGUUCAGUACAUGUCCAAUCAAGCCUGCCACCAGCCUGUGGAUAUGGAUUCUCCACCAUCCUAUUCAGAGGCUGUGUUAGACCAAAGCAGGCCCCCUUGGUUUGAUCUUCCUCCACCACCUUACUGCUCAGAUUCUGAAUCCCCCAGUCAUACUGAUCUCCCUCCUUAUCGAUCUCGCACAGGAAGCUUGGUGAGCACAGACACCCCAAUGGCAGGAAGCCCCUUGAGCACAGGUAGCAGUCGGACAAGGGGUGUGAGUAACAGUAUGGACCAUCACAGAAUGCUUCAUGAGAGAACAGCUGAGCAAAAUAACUCUCUGAUCAAUCCUGUUGCUGAAAGAGAAAUGUGAUGGGGUAUUAAAAAGGGUCUAUGGGUUAGUCUGCUGUGGCUUGUUACCAUCGAGAUGGGCCUGAGGUGUGAUGUUCAGAAUGGGGUUUGAUUUGAACCCAAAUCCAAAGUUUCCCAGCUUCCACAGGUGCUCUGCUUUGGUGUUUGGGCUCAUCAGAGGCAAAGACCAGAGCCAUGAGUUGUAGAUCCAGAUUCACAUCUGAACUGCCCAAAGUUGAUAGAGGAGGGGUUAAGACUGGGAUUCCUGUUCAGAUCUGUUGAAGAGUUUGUGAUUUACUGUCUUUCAGGGUGUACUUACUGUAUAUGUAUGUAUAUAUGUGCAUGUGUAAUAUGUAUAGGCAUUACACACACAAAAACCUGUUACGUUGAACAUUAAGGUUACCAAGUCAAGCAAUUAAAAUAUAGGCAAUAAUAGAAUUUAGGUUGCCUAGGAAACCUUAAUUUGACCCCCUUUGUGUGUGCAUAAAGAUACAAUCUUAAAUUAGAUGAUCACACUAAUUUUUUUCCACAGGAUCCUUGCUUUUAUAUGUGCACAGGAUGAAUUGUCCUCCAUUAGUGAGCAGCUAAUCAAUAUUUUGUUUUAGUCUCAUUGUUCAGUAUGUGGCCUGAAGCCUUAUUUAUUGAACGCUACUCAAACCUUGCUGUGAAGACAGAUUUGUUAAUUUCCCUGUGGUAUUUCUGUGGCACUUAUCAUUAUAGUAUCUAAGAUGCUUCACAAACAUUAAUGAAGUUGUUUCCCCACAAUCUCUGAGGUGAAGUGCUAUUAUCCCCUUUUUACAGAUGGGAAAUGAGAUACAGUGAGAUUUAGAUCAAAAGGGUCCAUUCAUUUUGGACGCCCUAUUUGAGACCCCUUGGGCUUGAUUUUUAGAGCACUUAACAUUCUAUAGCACUUUAUAUGUUCAAACAUACCUCUCAUUGUCUUUAGUUGCAGCUGUGAGUGAUCAGCACUCCUGAAGGUCAGACCCCAGGGUUUCAAGUUGGGCACUCAGAAAAUGAGAAGCACUCAGUAAAUGGCCACCUGUGACCACUUAGGCUUAUGUGACUUGCCCAGUGUCACAUAGGAACUUGGUGGCAAAGGUAGGGAUGAAAUUCCAGUUUUCCAGGUCAACUUUGAACUGCCAUAACCAUAAGACUGUCCUUUCUCUUCUGCACCCACCUGCCUCAUGCACUACAGACCUUCCAGCUUCUGCAGUAAAUGAGGCAGAAGUCCUACCAAACAGAAUCUUUAGCUCCACCACCCUAAUUUAUCCCCAGAACAAGUGCAUCCUGAGUACUGAAUGAGGCUGGGGUCCUGUAGGAAAAAAUAGUGUGAAACAUGUUGUUUCAGACUGUACCAUAAUGCAUAUGCCAAAGAGUCCAAACAAAAGUUGUGAACACAACCUUAACUCUGGCAUGCCCUAACUGUUGAGUGCUUGAAUAGCAAACUUAAUGUUUUAAUGUAAUUUUUAUGUGCAAUUUCAUGGGGCUUUUUUUAAAGCAAACUGAAGAAACGAAUUCCAAUAUGUGGCAUCUUAUUAACAUCCCUCAUGGAUCAUCAGCAGGGCUGUAACCUUUUAGAUUCACUAGACAGACUUCUGCUACUUGAGCUAAUGGAGUAACUGAUAGCAGUGGUAAGUUGCCAUCCUAGUGGGGGAUAGGAUAUAUUUUGCCACUGUGUUUCACAGAUAUGUGCUAACAGCAGAGGGAUGAGGAGACUUAGGGACUGUGGGCUUCAUUCUAAGCUCUUGUUGGGAGUGUCCUCUAGUAGCUGCAGACUGUUCUGCCAGUCUUUUGUCCCAUUGUCUCCAACCUGUCUGUUCUCUCUUUUCUUCACUCUAGCUCCUAAUUCUAGUUGCAUUCUUGUCACCUCAUCCGUGCCAGUCUCCGCACCUCAGGCUUCUCAUGCUCGAAUAGUCCUAGUCUCCCUCUCCUGCCUGUCAGUCUCCCACACCCCCCUUUCCUGGCUGCUCAUCCAGUUUAUCUUCACCCUGCCAAGGAUAAUUUUUUCUACUGGAAAAGAAAAAGGCACAUCUCUUACAGGAAGGCCACCUCCUGACAAGUUUCAGAUUCCUGCUCCAACACCUGAGGUCACUAAAAGUUCUCAACCCAAGUGACUAUAAAGAAUUGUUUUAACAUGGCAAUGCAAUAUAUCCAUUUUGGCUGGAAAAAGUCAGCUACGGGCAGGCAUCUGGCAAGGACAAUUUUAGCCUGAAUGGUUAAAGUUUGGAAAAGCUAUAAGCAAACUGAAGACAGGGUCUUGUAAUGAAAAGUAUCAGGCAACCAUAAUAAUAGGCAUAGUGCCAGCAUUGCCUAUAAAAUAUAUUUCCAUACACACACAUAUGGCUUUUUACAGAACAUAAAAUGUGUAUGUGUAUGUGUAUUUAAUGUAUUUCACUGGCAUACAUAUCUUUCUGGUAUCUUUGGAAACAAUACUUAAAUUUCAUACUAAAAAUACUAGUGUCGUGUGGAAAACCAUUUAUUUUCUACAACAUUUGCUAUUAUUCAUAGUUUCCCUGGUUGAAAUUUAAGUUUCUGCAUAAAAAAGCACUGUGGAAUUGCACAAGGCAUUAAUUCAACCCAGUAUUUCUUUCUUCCAUUUUAUGUUCUCAGUCUUGGAAUAUUUCCAUCUAAAAUGUGUGGAUCAUAAGUGAAAUAGUGGUUUAAAUGCCAUUGUGCAAAGCAGUGUUAUAGGUACACAGUCAGUGUGGAAAGGAAGGAAGAAAGCUAAGGUAUCCCUGUUGCUGUGACUUUAAAUUAUGCUAUAGACUUAUGGUUUUUAUUUAUAUAUAAUAGAGAUGUUAGUGCCCUUUCUCGUAUCCAGGAAGAAAUCAGCCCUGAGAUAUAGUUGUGUUCUUUUCUUUAUAUAGAGCCUGAUACACCAUUGACUUACCCCAGAUUUAUGCCAACAUACAUAGGUAUAAAAGAGAAAUAAUAGAAGUAAAACAAGCCCACAGAAAUGAAGGCCUUUUUUUCUUUUUAGAUAACUUCUUUCAACUUAAGGCUUUCAGAGCAGAACUCCCAACUGAUCCUGGGAAAACAUGUAUAGUUUAUGGUCCCAAAUAUGCACGUAAAUGAGAAUUUGUCAGCAUUCUAUUUGGGUAUAUAUCAUAGGCAUUGUUUCUGUGCCCAUCAGUGUAGUACAGUAAAACUCCAUUGGUCCGGCAUCCAAUGCUCCGGCACUCCUGAUGGUCCGGCACCAUUGGGAACCGGAAGUGCUCCGGGCAGCCGGACAAGUAGAGCUGUUCUGCGCCUGGCUU